AUGUCGCUCGUGGUGGUUCUUCUGCUCUGCCAUUUGGCGGCAGCCUCCCUCACCAUCACCAUCCCCGCCACAAAUCUCCUCCCUAACCCACAUGGGCUCCCCGCAUCCACCCAUGCCACUCUGACCACGCUCCCCUCCGGCAACGAUCACCUCUUGACUGCAUCACUCACGCACGCAUCGACAUUGGUCUUCCAUGAUAUUCCGGCUCAGCAGGAAUCAUAUUUGUUGGACAUUCGCUCCAGCGAAUACAUCUUCGCCCCUUAUCGGGUCGACGUGGCUGCCGAUGGGUCCGUUCUAGGAAUCUGGGAGACCUUCCGUGGAAAUCCAUGGGACAACCGUGGUGCUGAGAAAUAUGUCGUUGAUGUGGCUGCCAAGAAACAAUCAGAUGUCGUUGUCGAGGCCAAGCUCGUGGGUCGGAGGGGUUUCUUCGAGGAACGCGCCAAAUUUUCACCUUUGAGUCUCGUUAAGAACCCCAUGAUCUUGCUGGCUAUUGUUGCCUUGGGUUUCACUCUCGGCAUGCCCAAGCUGAUGGAAAGCAUGGAUCCGGAAAUGCGCGCCGAAUUUGAGGAGCACUCCCGCUCCUCACCCUUGACGGGAGGGGCCAGCAAUGCCCUUGCUGGAGGUGGAUUUGAUCUGGCGGGCUGGAUGGCAGGCACCUCGCCUAACCCCAUGGCCAAUGCCGAUGCUGCCCCCGCUGGGGUCACCGGCCGUGAUACAGGUGCGGCCACACGGCGACGUUAG
Penicillium pulvis is the source of this 741-nucleotide messenger RNA. RefSeq lists its product as uncharacterized. The transcript has 3 exons. NCBI's taxonomy places the organism in Eukaryota, Fungi, Ascomycota, Eurotiomycetes, Eurotiales, Aspergillaceae. Gene Ontology annotation, cellular component: EMC complex. Bases 1 to 741 code for a protein of 246 amino acids. The record is from RefSeq and is a predicted model, not a curated record.